Messenger RNA from Gryllus bimaculatus (two-spotted cricket), 927 nucleotides. Lineage: Eukaryota; Metazoa; Arthropoda; Insecta; Orthoptera; Gryllidae. The record is from the annotation of a GenBank genome assembly.
AUGCUAUUAGAUGGACAAGGUCUAGUAAUUGCUGAGCAACUGCUGGUGUGUUCCCCUGCGUGCGUUUGCAGGGAGCCGCGUGCGUCGUCCCCUGCCCCGUGCCCUGCGUCGCCCCCGUGCGCCCCGGCGCCCUGUCCUGCGGCCACCCCCGCGCCCACGUCCACUCCCGCGCCCACGCCCGCGCCCACGCCCGCGCCCGGGCACCGCGCCCGGCAGCGCGACGCGUGCCCGUGGAAGCACAGCCUCCAGGCGGCGCCCUCGGCCGCGCACUCCUACCCUCCCGACGGCCCCUCCUUCAAGCCCCGCAACCUCUGCGGCAGCGUCUGCUACCCUUGGGUGGCGUCGCCCCCGCGCUCGCCCUCGCCCUCGCCCUCGCCCACGCCCUCGCCCUCGCCCUCGCCCACGCCCUCGCCGAGGCCCUCGCCCCGGCGGCCCGCCCCCGCCGCCGCGGAGCGCUUCGUGGUGGGCGUGCUGAACGCGGGCCAGGCCUGGGGCCCGCCGCCCCACAAGGCGCCCCCGUGCGCCGCCGCAUGUGCGUACACGCGCCUCCUCCUCCUCCUCGCGCGAGGUGCGUACCCGCAGUACAUGCAGUGCUGCCACGGCGUGCCGUUCGUGGCGUCGCCCGCCGCCCGCUGCGCGCCCCCGGCCCCGCCCGCCUGCGCGGCCAGCGUGUGCGCGCGCGCCGGCGACGCCGACCUCGUCUACCUCACGGUGCACACGCAGUCGCCCGGCGCCACCGCCUCGCAGGGCCGCCGCCGCCGCCGCCAGCCUUCCUCGGGGCAAGGGGCGCCGGCGCGCGCCCAAGAGGCCCCGCCGCCCAAGGGGCCCCCGUGCCCCGCGUGGGUGGCCAGGGACGACGACGACUUCUGGGAGCAGUUCAUGCCGCGCUGGAAGGAGCUGCGCAGCGACGAUGACGACAGUCGCUGA